Messenger RNA from Acanthochromis polyacanthus (spiny chromis), 625 nucleotides. Its product is annotated as gamma-crystallin M2-like. Bases 29 to 574 code for a protein of 181 amino acids. The record is from RefSeq and is a predicted model, not a curated record. Lineage: Eukaryota; Metazoa; Chordata; Actinopteri; Pomacentridae. Gene Ontology annotation, biological process: visual perception; lens development in camera-type eye. Gene Ontology annotation, molecular function: structural constituent of eye lens. The transcript is spliced from 3 exons.
CUUGGCUCAGGGACAGCACUGACUGCUAAUGCAGACUGAUGCCAACAUGGGAAAGAUCAUAUUCUACGAGGACAGGAACUUCCAGGGUCGCUACCAUGAGUGCAGCAGUGACUGUGCCGACCUGUACACCUACUUCAAUCGAUGUAACUCCAUCCGGGUGGAGAGUGGCUGCUUCAUGGUGUACGAGAGGCCCAACUACAUGGGCAACCAGUACUACCUGAGGAGGGGGGAGUACCCCGAUAACCAGCGCAUGAUCGGCAUCAGUGAUGGUGUCCGAUCCUGCCGAUUGAUCCCUCAGUACCGAGGAUCCUACAGGAUGAGGCUUUAUGAACGAUUUGACAUGUCGGGUCAAAUGCAUGAGCUGGUGGAUGACUGUCCAAACGUCCAGGACCGGCUCAGCGCUUCCGACUUCAACUCCUGUAACGUGAUGGAUGGACACUGGCUGAUGUACGACCAGCCCAACUACAAGGGCCGAGUGUACUACCUGAGGCCUGGAGAGUACCGCAGGUACAGCGACUGGGGAGGCGUCAGCCCGAGAGUCGGAUCCAUCCGGAGGAUCACCGAUUCCAACUGAAGUCAAGACUCUGUAACUGUCUGUUCCCUCAAUAAACCUGCUUAAUAAAUA